AUGUCCGCUAUGACAAAGAAAUCUAGGAAGAAGAGGGAAUCGGGUGAAAAGAAGGAGAAGGAGCAAGAUCUGGUUGGGAAUCAAAGUGUGGAAGCAACUGCAAUGAAUGCGAAUCAGUUCCAGGUUCGUAGCCCUAAUUCUGCAUUAAAUGUGUCUGAAGAUCCUUUAAUGCAUGAAAAAAUCUGUAAUCAACGUGUAAUUGCUAUGGGAAGUGAUUUAGAUGAUGGUGGAAAUGAUAAUUAUGGGGAUUUGAAGCACAAUGAACAGAAGAAGCAGAGUGUUUGGGAUGGGAUAAAUGCUCAAUUGCUGAAUAACCAAGCUAAAAAGUUUCGAUUCAUUGAACCGAACAAAGUUAAUGAUAGUGAAGUUGGGAAGAUCAUGAAGGAGGAAGUGCAAAAGGAGAUUGAGUAUUGGAAACCAUCUGUGUUAUGCUAUGUUUUGGGGGCGAAUCCGCCACCACCAGUAAAGAGUACAGUCAUAGCUCCAAGGAAAGAUGCAAGCAACAGUGAGAAAGGGAUUCAGAUAUUGAAUCAGAAAGGCUGUUUGUUGGAAACUAAAUUGGAUAAGGAAAAGGUGGAGGAGUUGAUGAAGAGGAAAUGGAGACAAUAUGACUAUGUGGAAAAAAGUGAAGGAGGAAAUAAGGGAAGAAUCCUAUUAAUUUGGAGAAGAGAUGAGUAUAUUAUAAGGGUGGCUCAAAUAACUCAGCAAUAUAUCCACUGUUAUGUGAAGGAGGUGGGUGGAGCUAAAGCUUUCAACCUGACAGUAGUAUAUAAUGAAUACACUGCACAGAGAAUAGCAAAUGUUUGGGCAGAGUUAAGACAACUUAGCACUAAUGUGUGUGAAGAAUGGAUUGUUAUGGGGGACUAUAAUUGUAUAUUACAGAAAGAAGACAAGAUUGGGGGAGUGAAUGAAGUCAGUGCUGAUACAGAGAACUACAAGAAACUGGUUCAAGAGAAUGAAUGUAAUGCCUGCCGGUAUUUCAUAUCGCAAUGCUCUGCUGAUCAGGUGGGGAGAAGGAAUGCAGAAGAGUAA
Oldenlandia corymbosa var. corymbosa is the source of this 1032-nucleotide messenger RNA. NCBI's taxonomy places the organism in Eukaryota, Viridiplantae, Streptophyta, Magnoliopsida, Gentianales, Rubiaceae. The record is from the annotation of a GenBank genome assembly.